AUGGCGCAAUAUUUUAGUAUAUGGCUACUAAUAGCUACAGUGGUUAGUGCUCACGGAUUUACGAAAUACGGACGUGACUGCCGGGAUAUUUCAUGUGCUCCUGGUCAGCAGUGCAUUAUAUCCAGGGAGCCCUGUACAGGCUCAAAUCAACUUGAAAACGCUCAAUGCGGAAAGUAUCCGACUUGUGUAAAGCAGGAGCACUACUCCUCUACUUCAGGUGAAUCCUUGAAGCGCGGGAAACGUCAGGCUAACCAGCAAGGAUAUGGAAUGGGUGGCAGUGGAAUGGGCCGGCCCAAUGGAAUGAAUAACGGUGGAAACGGUGGAAAUGGAAACGGAAUGGGUGGACAGAAUGGAAAUGGAAUGGGUGGUCAGUAUGGAAACGGAAUGGGCGGACAGAACGGAAAUGGUAUGGGUGGCAAUGGAAUGCGCGGGAACGGAAUGGGACCUGGUGGAAUGGGUGGUCGGGGCGGUAACGGUAAUGGAAUGGGACAAGGAGGAAUGGGCGGUAACGGAAUGGGACAAGGAGGAAUGGGCGGUAACGGAAUGGGACAAGGAGGAAUGGGCGGUAACGGAAUGGGACAAGGAGGAAUGGGCGGUAACGGAAUGGGUAUGGGUGGUAUGGGCGGAAAUGGAAUGGGAAAUGGAAACGGUAUGGGAGGGAAUGGAAUGGGUGGUAAUGGAAUGGGUCCAGGAGGAAUGGGUGGUAAUGGAAUGGGUGGCCAGGGUGGCUAUAACGGUCGUGGCGGACAAAACGGAAUGGGUGGACCAAAUGGAAUGGGAGGUGGUCCAAACGGAAUGGGUGGACCACCUGGUGGACCAAACGGAAUGGGAUCAGGCAAUAACAAUUGGGGAAAUGGAAAUAAUGGCAAUGGUAGCAACCGAUAUAGAGGCAAUAACUCUAAUCAGAACUACAGCACUACGUCUGCUACAACAACGGAUGGCGGCUGGUAA
Molecule: messenger RNA, 951 nt
Organism: Drosophila teissieri
Lineage: Eukaryota; Metazoa; Arthropoda; Insecta; Diptera; Drosophilidae
Product: glycine-rich cell wall structural protein 1.0
Exons: 4
Coding region: 1-951 (316 amino acids)
Source: RefSeq, a predicted model, not a curated record